UCAUUCAGUUGUGUUGUUGUCUGUAAAUUGUUGGUUCCUUUCCUCAAGAAAUCCUUCAUUUUGUUUGAUUGAUAAUUUACAAAUUAAAUUUCUUUUAUAUUUAAGUUCAUUGACAUCGAUUCUCUAGUUUUAAUAAAAUGUUAAUAAGUUGCACAACGACUUUGAAUUGUUAUUAGAUCUCAAUCUUUAAUCAUAUUCAUCACAUUCAUCCUCACUAUUGCCAUCGCCACCAUUUUCAUCAUUAAUAACAUAUUCAAUGAGAUAAAAAACCUUACGAGUGAAUGAGACUUGAAUCAUUGGUUUCCAUUUUCCUUUUCAUCUUGUGCCGGGAACAAAUUUGAGGAGAGUUGAUAAUCAUGCUGUUUAACGAGAAGGUUUUAGAUCUCGCCUUGAGUCAGAUUGGUCUUAAUAUUGGAUGGCAGUCAAUGUCUCAGCAGUCCAUGAGAAUAUUGCAAACUCUAGUUAUCAAAUAUAUUCGUGAACUUGGUAAAGCAACAAUGGGCUUUGCUAAUAAUGGAAAUCGACAUGAAGCGUUUCUUAGUGAUUUAGUUCUUGCCAUGAGGCAGAUGAACGUCAGCCUUGAAGAAAUCCAAGAGUAUAUCAAUGAAGUUGACAGUGUUCCUUUCAUCAAAGGGAAUUGUAUUCCUUUGUAUCCCUGUCCUCCACCAAAAGGAUAUGUGCGGAUAAACUUCCCUGGCGUUGAUGAAAUCGCAACUAGGCCAGAAUAUAUGGAGCCAUGGUUACCAUCUUUAAAUUUUGGCGAUAAAUCAGAGGAAAAAGAUACAGCUAAUGGUACUUCAGGUGAAACAAAUGGUCAAGAUGGUCCCACUGAAGGAGAAACUUGUCCAAAUGGUGAUGGCAAUAUGAACGAUCCGAAAAAUGGGGUAGCUCAUGAAAGACUAAAUGAUCAUAUUUAUUUAUCUUCUGUUUACAUUGACGCUGAAGGAAGAGUUGUUGGUAUUGGAGGUAGAGAAGGAGUUGCACCUGACAGUCGUCUACCACCUAAAGAUGACUACGAAGAAAAAAAGAUUGCAGAAGAAGAAGAGAAAAAGAGGAAAAGUUUAGAAGCUGAAGAACAAGAAAGGAAAAAGAAACAAAAGGUCGAAGAAGUAAAUAAGCCAAUCAAAACUAAAAUCAAAGAAAAGCCUUUAACUAAAUUAAAAAAAACCGACACUGGUCUGAAGAAAAAAGGACCCUUAUGGGUCAAAGGAAAUACCAAAAAGAAGUUACUCGUCAAAGUUUCCCUCUCUGGCUUACACAGUGGUACACCGACCGCUAAACCAUCGCCAUCAUUAGCAUCUCGUUCACCCACUGACUUUCUCGAUGAUGACGAUGAUGACGAUGAUGAGUUUGACAGUCUUUAUAUCAAUUCCAAAGAAAAUAGUAAGAUCGACGAAGACACAAGUGCUAAUUAUGAAAACACAAUCAACGAAGUUAUUGAAAGAUCUCGCCUUGAGAAUGAUUUGGAGCCUGGAGAAAUUCCUGAUUACGAUUUCGACUUCAAAGAUAGCAAUCUAGAUGUAAAAAAUCCUAAACUCAAGAAAAUCAAAAAGAAGAUUUUAAAAAAGGGAAAGAAAAAAGAUUCUUUCGAUCUUACCAUCGACAAUGUGAUAAAAACCUCAUUAGGAAGUGAAAUUGCUUCUGACGAAGAUAAAAACGUAAAGGACAACGUGUAUACAUUCAGUGAAGAAAAUAAUUUAGAUGUAAAAUUAAAAGAAGACACAGGCGUUGAUGCUAAGGAGGCGGCGAAAAUACUUGUUUCGCUCUCUGAGGAUGUUCCGAAGAAGGUGAAGAAAGCCGAUCUAAAGAAAUCAUUAAAAGUUUCGUCACCUCCACCACCAGUCAUGUCAACAUUCGUUGGGACUAAAGGAUCUAAUGCAUCUUUUCCCAAGGUUGCGCCUGGAAGUACACCUAUGUCACCUAAUUCCAACCCGACUAUGUUUAACAAUCCAUUCUCAUCACCACUUCGAUCACCACCUCAACAGCCAAUACCAACUCCACCACUGUUUUCAGACUUUUAUCAGCUGGGUACACCAAUGUCUUUCCAAUCAACUUCAAGUAAAUCAACGCCAUUGCCAAAGCCCCCUCUUAAAACGUUAGCUGAAAAGAAAGCUCUUCCGCCAAUUGAUGAAAAUCUUCUUCUGAAAAAAGAAAAGAAAGAAAAGAAAGUUAAAGAAAAGGCAGCAGAUAAAAAGAAAAAUAAGGAAAAAGAGCGAGAAAAAGAACGUGAAAAGAAACGAGAAAAAGAAAGAGAGCGGGAACGAGAAAAAGAGAGAGAAAGAGAAAGAGAGCGAGAAAAAGAAAGAGAGAGAGAACGAGAGCGAGAGAAAGAAGAAAAAGUUAAAGAAAAAGAGAGAGAGCGGGAAAGAGAAAGAGAACGAGAACGAGAACGCGAAAGAGAACGAGAACGAGAAAAAGAGAAAGAAAGAGAAAAGGAGAGAGAACGAGAAAGAGAGAAAGUAAAGGAAAGAGAACGAGAAAAAGAAAGAGAAAAGAUCAAAGUUAAAGAUAAAGAUAAACUGAAAAACAUCGAUAAGGAUUAUAUAAAGCACGAAGUUAAGGAGAGUAAAAAGUCGAAAAAGUUGAAAAAGACCAAUAACGACGAUACCUGGACGGAUAAAAAGAGUGACAACAACAUUAGUUCAAAAUUAUCAAUCAAAGCCUUUACUCGGCAUGAUGAAUCACCUGUAGCAUCACCAGCAUCUUCUUCAUCAUCAACUAAAUUAGUGAUAAGAACACCUCCUUUAUCAGAAACUGUUGAUCAGAACAAAGGUAAAAAAGACUCCAAGAAAAAGAAACAAAAGGCCAUUACUUCUCCAUCUAUCGAUGAACCACCAAAUAAGAAAGCUAAACAAAUUGUGAAGGAAAAAGGCAAGGAAAAGAGUAAAGUGAAAGAUGAUAAAAAGAGUAAAGACAAAUUAAAAGACGACGCUUCAUGUGUUUUAAUCACCGAAACAAUAACUAAAGAGGAAAGAGGACAACAAGAAGAUAAACAAUGGUACUGUCCAGUUUGUAGUAAUCCUUAUGAUGGUCAGGUUGAAAUGAUUGGUUGUGAUGGUUGUGACGACUGGUAUCAUUGGACAUGUGUUGGUAUCAAGGAAGACCCAGGAGAAGAAGAAUCGUGGUUCUGUGUUAGAUGUAUUCAAAAACAGAAGGCUAUUGAAACAAAAGUGUUGAAAAAGACUAAAAAAAGUGACAAACCUAAACAAUCUAAAGCUGGAAAAUCUUCGAAGACAUCUAAAGUUGGAUCAUCAUCUUCAUCUUCAUCGUCAUGGUCUUGUGCUGUAUGUAAUAAGUCUAGUAACAGUAAACCUUGUAUUUGUUGUGAUUCUUGUGACGGAUGGUUUCACUGGCCUUGUGUUGGAAUCGUUGUUCCUCCGAAUGAAGAAGACUCUUGGUACUGUGCGGACUGUAUAAAAACUCAAUGAUAUUAAAAUUAUUAUAUAAUAUUUCAGAAUAAAUUAAUGAUAAUUAAGAAAAAUAUACCCAAUCUGAAUAUUUACUGUAUAUGCUCUUUCUAAUCAUAGAUUAUUGUUAAAAUAGUCUAUCAUACGACAAUGUUAAUUAAAAAAAAGUAAACCAACAACUUCAACAGUUAUUUUAAUAUAUUAUUGUUACUUUCUCGUCAUCAGGUGGCACAUUAAGUCUUUGAAUCUCAACCAUCAGCAGUGCCAAUUCAGUUUUUUUACAUCAAUUAAAUUAUUUCCUAAUCUAA
Molecule: messenger RNA, 3715 nt
Organism: Tetranychus urticae (two-spotted spider mite)
Lineage: Eukaryota; Metazoa; Arthropoda; Arachnida; Trombidiformes; Tetranychidae
Biological process (GO): positive regulation of transcription by RNA polymerase II
Cellular component (GO): transcription factor TFIID complex
Molecular function (GO): transcription factor binding; p53 binding; protein heterodimerization activity
Source: RefSeq, a predicted model, not a curated record